GUUAUAGGCCUUAGGGAGGGCUCUGGACCAGUCUGGGCGAGGAGCUCCUAUUGUCUGGUUUCAUCAGUGACUUAUAAUGUAUUAUACAAAGUAAUAAUUCUGAUUUAUUAUGACGAAGAGUAUCGUGCUUGAUUAUAAGAUUGUAAUUUUGUAACUGGGAGAUGGACACGUUCAGGGAUUAUCUCCCGCCAGAAUGGAACAACGAAGAGAGAAUGAGAGUGUUGCUGGGGCCUAUGCCUGUGGCUCAAGAUACAGUGGCCAGAACUGCACGCUGUACCUUCUGGUCAGCUGCCAUUCAUCACUGGUGCAGGAUGACUCACAAACUUACAUUCACCCUCCUGGAAUGUCAAAAUGCAUUUCGUCGAGGUACUCAGACACCGCUCAGUCUUCCUGAUGUUCUUCUACACAUGAACAGGCUGGGGGAUAUACUUCCACUGGACCAGUUACCAGCAGAACCUACACCAGAGUCUUGGAUUAGCUGGGGUCACCGUGUGUUUGUAGCUAAGCCAUCUCACUUUGCAUGGAAUCAACUGAAGCAAGUUAUUGGCACCAAUAAUUUGCAGGGGACAUUAGUCAAUACAAUAUUGUUACAGAACAUGUGUGAUGGUGUGAUGAAGAGAUACUGGGAGUUAUCUAGUGGUGUGAAAUAUACAAGUAAACUGGUGUCCCUGGCAGAGCUGUACAAUCACUUUGGAGUGUGUGUUGGGUCACCAGAAAACUUAAAUCUUGUGGUUGAGACACUGGUUAAGUGUGGAAGAGCUGCAACUGUAAUCCACAAUGGCACAUUGUAUGUCAAGUUUGCCAUGCUAGGAGACACAAGCAAACCCACCAUCACUCAGACUGAACUGGCGGAGUAUGACCUACAGUGUGCCCAGCAGCGAGUACAGGACAAUGUGGCACAACUCGGUGAUGAGAUGACCAAGUUACAGCUGGAGGCUAAGUGUGCACUACAAGCUGGCUUCAGAAUAAAGGCCUUGUCCAUGUUGAGGAGGAAGAAGAGGGUUGAGAAGUCUUUAGCCACACAGCUCGGGGCACUGGAGAAUGUCACAACCUGUCUCCAUCAGCUACAGGAUGCUGCCAUCAGCAAGCAAGUGUUAGGAGCCUUUCAAGUGGGUGUGGAGGCUCUCCGUGCCAUGAUGAUAGGAGAUGCCUCAGCUGAUGCUGCUGCCAUCACUAUGGAUGAUUUACAACAGGUUCUGGAUGAAUGCCAAGAGGUGAGUUCAGUGUUGGGGGCGGGAGUGAUAUCACCCGAGGCUGAAGAUGACGAUGUUUUACAAGCUGAACUGAACCAGCUGGUGGCACAACACCAAGACUCACAACAACUGGAUCAGCAGCUGGCAAACAAAAUGGAAGAUCUGAGGCUUCCAGAUGUGCCUAAGACAAACCCCCUGACUUCCAUGGGCACACCUCCAGAGAAGAUGACUUGAACUACAUUACAAAAUACCUGGAGUAAUGAGUGGCAACCCUUUCUGUGAUGACGUGUGUGAUGGAAAGUUCAGAUUCUUUGCAGUGUUUCUACAUGUGGUGCCUUAAAUGAUCAAAAUGACUCCCGGGUAGUUAAAUAGUUAAUCCAAUCAUUUUCAGCCAAAUCUAUGUUUUCAUAUAGUAUACUAUAUUAGUAUGUUAUUGUUAUAAAAAUGCACCAAAAUUGGGGUUUAGGGAGAUGUAGAAAAGGUUCUGUAAUGUACUGUAUCCCAUAUUUCUCCAAAUCACCAAGUACUGGAUUCAAUUUAUGUGAAUUCAAAUUAUGGGAGGUUUUUAGAGAACAUAACCCUCAAACAUAUCGAGACCCAAGUGAAUACCAUAUUAAGUACACGUUGGCCUUGCAAAUUUGUGCUAAUUGGUAUCCCACCAUGGCCAAUUUUCCAAAAGGCAAUAAAUUGCAGAAUAAGCAUUAAAACAGGAAAAUUUGACAAUCAUUUGCUUAAAAAACAUAAAUCUAAUUGUACAACAUAUUUAUUGGACAUAUUUUUAACACUUUAGUGAGUGCAAGGUCAACCUAACUUGAAUAACUUUCGAAUUGCAUAUUUAAAAAAAAAAAAAAAGAGCUUUGAUACAGUAACAAAAAAACAAUUUCCUUAAUUUUUAAACUUAUUAUUUAUUAUUUUACUUCUGGAGGAUGAAUGUGAACACUUAAUUAACACUAAUACUGUAAUACUAAUAGAGGGAGAUCUAGAAUCCUACUAAUUAAGAGGGUUUAAUGUCUGAAAAAGCUGGAAGUCAUCUUAGUAAAGUAAGCAUUUGAGUCUGGUGCCAAAGGCUUCACAGACAUGGAUGUAAGUUGCACAAAAUAAUGUUUAUUAGAGCUAAGUAUAAAUUAGAUGGAGAUUAAAAUACCUUUGCUGGCAGUUAUUGAACCCACUGAGUAUAUGGGACCUGAAAUGUGAAGUUUAGGAUGGGAGAAACAAGUAGGUGUGGGAGAUGGACCUUAUCAAGUUUAUGUAAAAUCCUUGCUUAUAAUGAUAGCUUAGUUUAAUAAAUUCUAUGUUUUA
Homarus americanus (American lobster) is the source of this 2492-nucleotide messenger RNA. RefSeq names its product charged multivesicular body protein 7-like. The transcript is spliced from 10 exons. Gene Ontology annotation, biological process: late endosome to vacuole transport via multivesicular body sorting pathway; vesicle budding from membrane. The coding region runs from base 162 to 1427 and encodes 421 amino acids. The record is from RefSeq and is a predicted model, not a curated record. NCBI's taxonomy places the organism in Eukaryota, Metazoa, Arthropoda, Malacostraca, Decapoda, Nephropidae. Gene Ontology annotation, cellular component: multivesicular body.